CCUCCUAAGAGUCUGAAAGGUUGGGAUUCAGGUUAUGUUAUCCUCUCACCCUGUGGGGGCUUCACCGGGCUUCUUCCAGGUCACAUCUCAGCUCUCCUGUGCUCAGCUUACCAACUUGCCACUCUGUCCCCGCCCCUCCCUAGGUCCUGUCCUUCACCAGCCUUCCUGCCUGCCCCUAAUAGUCAGCUCCCUUCAAACCCCAGCAUGAUUUGACUUCCACUCUCCCAUUUACUACUCACACUCUUCUCAACCAUACAUGACACCACACACAUGGACAGUCCUUAUUGUAGAAGAAGCCUUUCUCACCUGCCCUCAACCUCAAACCAGAGAGGUAACCCCAGGCCUGCUGUUGCCUUUUAGACAAAUGUGAAGUACAACAUCCCUGUGUCCUCAGCCUCCCUCUCAGCCAUCAAGAGCUUGGGCCUUCGGGGCAUCUCCUGCAUUGGCCUGACCAACCUGGAUGGCUCACCAGCCUCACAUCAGGUGCUGCAGUCUGUUGCCUACCACCUGGGCCCACACCUGCAGGGCUUGUGUCUGAGUGGGGGCAGUCUCUCAGAGGCCUCUUUUGUGGCCCUGAUCCUGGGAUGCCCAGCCCUGCGCACUCUUGACCUUAGUGGCUGCAACAGCCUCUUCACAUCAGGUAUGCUUCUGGCUCAGCCUGAGACAGCACAGCGUGUCCGGCAGGCAUUAAGUGGCCUCUGUGAGCUCAUCUUGGCUGACUUGCGGGACCUGACUGACCACAGCUUCAACCAGCUCAGCAGCUGUGUACCCAGCCUGGAGCGCCUCUCCUUGGCCUACUGCCACCUCACCUUUGAGCGAGACCCAACCCGGGGCUCUGCCGGCGCCCAGGUCUCCUCUCCCUUCCAACUAUCCUUCCGCAACCUGCUUCAAUUUGUGAAGGAGCAUGCUGGCAGGUUGCGCGCCUUGGACCUAAGUGGCACUGGAUUGCCACCAGAGGCCCUGAAGGCCCUGGGCCAGGUGGCUGGGCUGCAGCUGCGGGAGCUGAGCCUGCAUAGCUGCCGGGACCUCUCCACAGAGGCUGUGGCCACCUUGUGCUGCCAACAACCAGGCCUUACCUCCCUGGACCUCAGUGGCUGCUCAGAUCUGACUGAUGGGGCGCUCUUGGCUGUGAGCCGGGGCCUGCAGCACUUGCGGCGUCUGAGCCUGGGAAAGCUGCAGCGGUUGACAGAUGCAGGAUGUACAGCCCUAGGGGCCCUGCAGGAAUUGCAGAGUCUGGACAUGGCUGAGUGCUGCUUGGUGAGCGGGCGGGAACUGGCCCAGGCCCUGAGUUCUGGGCACAGAGCUCCACCCCCACUGACCACCCUCAGGCUGGCCUACUGCUCUUCACUGAAGGAUGCUUCAGUGCUCUCUGUGAUCCCAGCGUUGGGCCCAAGCCUCAGGGUGCUAGACUUGUCCUCCUGUGCGGCCCUCACCAACAGAACAAUACAGGCCAUUUGCACCUACCUCACCCACCUCUCAGUCCUGCGCCUGGCUUGGUGCAAGGAGCUCUGUGACUGGGGGCUUCUGGGGCUGGAGGAACCAAAUGAGGAGUCUACGCUGGGUUCCCAGCUACACCCAGAGCUGGAGUAUCAGGUCUCAGAUGCCGAGGAUCCCUCUCCCAAGUCACAAGGCCCCUCACUGCUCGUGCUGCAGGCCCUCCAGGAGUUGGACCUCACAGCCUGCAGUAAGCUGACUGAUGCGAGUUUGGCCAAGGUGCUCCAGUUUCCCCAGCUGAGACAGUUGUCACUAAGCCUGUUGCCAGCACUCACAGACAUGGGCUUGGUGGCUGUGGCCAGAGGCUGCCCCAGCCUGGAGUGCUUGGCGCUGAGUCACUGUAGCCAUCUCAGUGAUGAGGGCUGGGCCCAGGCAGCCAGGUCCUGGCCAAGGCUGCAGCACCUCAACCUGUCCAGCUGCAGUCAGCUCACAGAGCAAACACUGGAGACCAUUAGGCAGGUGUGCAAGCAGCUCCGGGUGUUGGAUGUGGCCAUGUGUCCUGGUAUCAACAUGGCGGCUGUCAGGCAAUUUCAAGCCCAGCUGCCUCAGGUGACCUGCAUCCAGUCCCGCUUUGUGGGAGGGGCUGACCUGACCCUAACACUCUGAGGCCAGAACCCUUGUCUAGGACUCAGGAUGGGACCAAUCCAGAGCAGGGAACUUCCUGCCCCAGUUUCCCCACAGCUGGACAGCAACCUCUUUUCAGCUACUUGUUGCUGCCUC
Molecule: messenger RNA, 2214 nt
Organism: Castor canadensis (American beaver)
Lineage: Eukaryota; Metazoa; Chordata; Mammalia; Rodentia; Castoridae
Product: Leucine-rich repeat-containing protein 29
Biological process (GO): SCF-dependent proteasomal ubiquitin-dependent protein catabolic process
Cellular component (GO): cytoplasm; SCF ubiquitin ligase complex
Molecular function (GO): protein binding
Source: RefSeq, a predicted model, not a curated record